This is a messenger RNA of Rhododendron vialii, 971 nucleotides long. Its product is annotated as glycine-rich protein A3-like. NCBI's taxonomy places the organism in Eukaryota, Viridiplantae, Streptophyta, Magnoliopsida, Ericales, Ericaceae. The transcript has 3 exons. The record is from RefSeq and is a predicted model, not a curated record. Bases 192 to 776 code for a protein of 194 amino acids.
CGCGCCAGUUGCUAUUCACGCGUCACGUACGCGUCUAAUUAACGCCUAGAAUCGGUAACGAUAAGUAUAUAUAUUACAUACGACUCAUGCGCCCUCUUAUGCAUACACGUACCCCACAUAUCCUUUCAUUCUGAUUCCGCCUUCGUCUUCGUCUUCUUCAAUUGCACCAGUGGUUCUGCUUUGACAAAACAAUGGGAGACAGGCACCAAGAGGGUGACAAAGGGCUCUUCUCACAUCUUGCUCAUGCAGCCGGUGGAUAUCCUCCAGGACAAUACCCUUCACAGGGCUAUCCACCACAAGGAUAUCCACAACAAGGUGGCUACCCACCAGCAGGAUAUCCACCUCAAGGCGGUUACCCACCUCAAGGCGGUUACCCACCUCAAGGCGGUUACCCACCUCAAGGCGGUUACCCACAAUCAGGAUAUCCACCACAAGGCGGCUACCCACCAGCAGGAUAUCCCCCUGGUGCCUACCCACCAGCUGGUUAUCCUGGUUCCUCCGCUCCACAGCAUGGUGGGCAUGGAGCUGGCAUGGGAGGGAUGCUAGCUGGGGGUGCUGCUGCUGCAGCGGCUGCUUAUGCUGCCAACCAGAUGUCGCAUUCACAUGGCGGUGGUUAUGGACAUGGCAGUGCUCCUUAUGGACAUGGCAGUGCUUCUUAUGGACAUGGUGGUGGUUACGCCCAUGGUGGUGGUUACGGCCAUGGAAAGUUUAAGCACGGCAAGCAUGGGAAAUUUGGCCAGCAUGGAGGUCAUGGAAAGUUCAAAAAGUGGAAGUAAUUCUGUCCGUAAACCAGAUUGAAACAUAUGUGUUGAGUGUUGACUCUAUAGUUGUUGACAUAGUUGCUGAUUCUGGUUUUUCACAAAUAAAAGUAAACCCUUUCUGUGUCCAGUUGGCCUUUGUUGGCUGUUCGUUCUGGCAUUGUUUGUAUUAUGGAUAAUUUUUGCCGUAACAGUCGUAUACGCCUUCUGAUA